Molecule: messenger RNA, 909 nt
Organism: Emericellopsis cladophorae
Lineage: Eukaryota; Fungi; Ascomycota; Sordariomycetes; Hypocreales; Bionectriaceae
Product: Ubiquitin domain-containing protein 2
Exons: 2
Coding region: 1-909 (302 amino acids)
Molecular function (GO): protein binding
Source: RefSeq, a predicted model, not a curated record
AUGGGCUGCUGCUUCUCCCGCUCCUCCGGGCCCAACUCACCCUACCCGGGAGGUGACUUGACAACGUCCGCCGGUGCAGCCAACCCGCCGCCUCUCACUCUUCCCGAAAGCGCACAAAGCGCCGCUCGACGAGGGCAUGCAGGCGCCAACGCGGCGAGUAACCAUCGAUCCGCCGGAAACCAAACGCUCGCCGACAGCUCCCGACGGCAUAGCCAACAGCAGCGGCCGCUUGACCAGCACAUCAACAAGCCCCUGAAGCCCUUUUCAUGGGCUUCGAAAGACCGUCUCUGGACACGCCAGGAGCUGGCGCAAGAGCGCCGGGACUUCUUCGAUACACGUGUGACAGGCAGAGCAGAGAUCUGGCAGACCAUACAUGCUGCUCUUCAGGCCAUGUGGGAAGACCCAAAUGGGGCUGAUGGCGUGGCGCUGGCACAGACGAUCCUUUCGGCCGCAGAAAUCUCGUUACCCACCGGGAAUCUUGCCAACGGUGUGUACGAUUCCUUAGGCAAUUACUACCCUCUGCCACAAUACAUUGUGUGCGAUCCCAACAAUGUCUCGGAGGACAGCGAUGUCAAGGGCGAGCUUCCAACCGGUGUGGACGACGACGCACAAGCCGAGGACGUCUCGGAAGAUAUGGAGAAAGACAAACAUGUCGUGGACGUAACCCCUCAGGUCACUCUUCGUGCGAGGUUGAGCGAGAACGCCAGAGACUAUCAGAUCAUGAUUAGCCCAUCCGAGACUUCCCGGAGCGUUGCAAGGAAAAUCGCGAACAAGGCAUCCUUGAGCGCAGACAAAAGAAUCCGAGUGGCAUACAUGGGCAAGAUUUUGAAGGGGGGCGCUUCCCUCGCGUCCCAGGGAUGGCAGGAGGGGCACAUUGUCAAUGCUCUUGUCUUUGAUCACAAGGCAUGA